This is a messenger RNA of Microthlaspi erraticum, 1152 nucleotides long. Lineage: Eukaryota; Viridiplantae; Streptophyta; Magnoliopsida; Brassicales; Brassicaceae. The record is from the annotation of a GenBank genome assembly.
AUGUUGCCCAGAUUUGGUCGACUUGUUACGCAAACCUCAAAGCUUCGAUCUUUGAACACAAAUGGAUCGACGAAGAAUCUCUCCCUUUUCUCCUCGCGAUAUGGAUACGCGGCUGUAGCUCCAGCGGCUGAUGCUCCGCCACAGAAGGAUUUCCCCAGCAAAUCUCCGAUAAACUUGGAUAAGAUGUUUUGGUCAAAGCCAUGUUCAUUGGCUCUGCCCAAAGACUCUCCUCUCAGAAUCGAUGAGCCAGACUAUGAAGGGAUUCGUCGUUUGAUACUAAAGCUGCUUUUGUUCUAUAGCAAACAGAGCAUAUCUAUCCGUGGGGCAAACGUGAUUUACAAGCGAAUCAUUGCACAAGUUGAUAAACCCGCAAUAUAUGAUGUAUUCAACUUGGAGAAAACAUUCAAAAUAACGUUCUCGUUGCUUGUCCUUCAUAUGUGGCUUGUUUUACGCCGCUUGAAGGAAGAUGGACAAGAAGGUGUUGAUCUUGGUCAACAUGUGUAUGAGAUCUACAAUCAUGAUGUGGAACUCAGGGUAUCUAAAGCCGGGGUUAACUUGCUGCUGUCCAAGUGGAUGAAGGAACUGGAGAGAAUCUUUUAUGGAAAUGUUGUUGCCUAUGAUGCUGCGCUACUUCCAGAAGCUAAACCAAAUGAGCUACAAAUCAAAAUAUGGAGGAACAUAUUUUCUGAUGAUGGAGUAACAACACCUGAUGACACGGAUUUGAAAGCAGCAAAGGCUAUGGCAAGAUAUGUCCGGAGAGAAGUUGGUUCUCUUUCUUUAACAGAUAAAGAGUCCAUAUUCUCUGGCAAUUUCUCCUUCACCCCGUUGGAGAACAAAGCCCCUUCAGCUCGCGGCCGCGCGGCACGACCCACAUACUGCGGCCGACCCAUCCGUCCGACAGGAAGGCUUCGUCCCGCGACCGGCCAAGAUUCAUCCGCCAAAACUUAUCCAUCCGUCCGACCCCGUCGGCCGAACACGAAAAUUCUCGGCCACGAUCGUUCCGACCGUGCCGAUAGCCGACUACGACCCGAUGACCGGCCGACCGUCCCGACCGACCGUCCGAACGGUCCGAUCGACCCGAAGCCCGUUUUGAAGCCCGUUUCACACGUUUUCACAGCCCGGCUUGACCUAAUGCCGCCUCUGAAGACCUAG